GUGUUUGUCCAGUAAAAUACGGUUUAAAUAGAACUGCUUUUUGAGACAAAAUUUGUGGAAUGUGCGUUGCAGCGAUUGCGCGAGGGAAGACAUCUGCGAGAAGUUCUAUUUGAAAGGGUCUACGUCAACACUUGAAAGAUGCCGAGUGCUUUAGGCAGUAGUCGAAAAACGCAGUCAGCGGAUGAUAUCCGGCGCGCCUUGAGUGGUAGACUGAGCACUACAACAAACCUUGGAGGAAUGACGAAUAAGGGAGUCUCCCCCGGGAUGGAACUACUUAUCCCAAGCUCCACGCUGGAGAGAGCACCGUCUUCAACUGGGGGACUAAGUUCCAAGAGCUCAAGAGAAGUGUUAACCAAUUCACUGCGAAAAUUGACCAAUCAGAUAACAGAAUUCAAGAGAAGCUUUACUCAGGAGCAACAUCAUUGCAAUCAUCGUCACGGGAGAACGCCGGAAGAUAGAGACGGAUGGAAAAAUAGGACUGAGUUCAUCUUGAUGUUGAUUGGUUAUACGGUCGGACUUGGGAAUGUUUGGAGGUUUCCUUACUUAUGCCAAAAGAAUGGUGGAGCGUCUUUCCUUAUUCCAUAUGGAAUCAUGCUAGCCUUAGAGGGCAUACCAUUGUAUUACUUGGAACUCUGCAUUGGUCAGCGGAUGCGGAAAGGCUCGAUAGGAGUAUGGAACGAAAUCUCGCCCUACCUUGGGGGACUAGGGCUGGCCUCUAUAGUAGUAUGCUUUUUAGUAUCACUCUAUUACAAUGUCAUCAUUGCAUGGUGCGUUUUUUACUUCUUCAAGUCGUUUCAAAAUCCUUUACCUUGGACAUCAUGUCCACUCGAACCAGUGACUGUCGGUAAUGUCACGACGAUGGAGCCUGUGCACGAGUGUAAAAUAACCUCACCAACUGAGUAUUUUUGGUAUCGAACUACAUUGGGAAUGUCUUCAAGCAUUGAGGAAGGCGGCGGUAUGAAUUGGAAGCUUUGCGCAUGUCUAGUUGGAAUUUGGUUGGUGAUUUGGCUAUGUAUGAUGAAGGGAAUCAAAAUUACUGGAAAGAUUGUAUACAUGACUGCCACCUUGCCCCUGAUCCUGUUGAUAAUAUUUUUCUUCCGCGGAGUUCAUCUCAAGGGAUAUCAAGAAGGAUUAGCCUUACUUUUUAUUCCGGAGUUUGACCGGCUAAAAGAUCCUCUGGUGUGGUUGGAUGCCGCAGUACAGAUCUUUUACUCGCUGGGUGUGGCUUAUGGAUCCUUGAUAGCCUUUUCCAGUUACAUGCCGAUCAAGAACGAUUCGACAAGAGACGCAAUCACAGUUUGCCUUAUCAACUGUGCAACGUCCAUUUACGCCAGUGUUGUUGUCUUUUGCUUUAUUGGUUUUCAGGCUGAAGACAGAAUGGAGCAUUGUCUAGAAGAUCAAGCUAAACAGGCUAUGCGCCUGUUGAAUGGUACAGGUGUCAGCGGUGCGGAAACGCUGGACCAAGCAACAUACAACGAACGUCUUCAAAGAGCCUCGAUUUUCUUCAAUGAAACGCUUAUUACGUGCGUCAAAUCAAAGUUUUUAACGAUCCCAUCUGGCCAAGGAUUAGCCUUUAUAGUAUUCACAGAUGCGAUCAACAAGAUGCCUUUCGCGCAACUCUGGGCGGUCAUGUUCUUCCUCAUGCUGAUUACGGUUGGACUUGAUACGGAGUUUGGAAUGUUAGAAGGCGUGGUCACACCUGUGGUUGAUAUGAAAUUAUUUCCGAAACUGAAGAAGGAAUAUAUAUCAGGAAUUCUUUGUCUGGUGUCCUGUCUGAUGGGUCUGCCUUUGGUUCAGUAUUCAGGAGAGUACUGGGUUCAACUUAUCGUCGCUUAUUGUUCUGGUAUUCCUUUACUGAUUAUCGCCUUAGUGGAAUGCAUCGCUAUUUGCUACAUCUACGGUAUUGACAGAUUUUGUGAUGACAUAAAGUACAUGACGAAUAAACCUCCACGUUUUAUUUGGAAAUGGUGUUGGAAAAUCAUCUCUCCGGUCACCAUUUUCCUUGUGCUUUCCAUGAGCAUCAAGAGCAUGUCGGAGACUACACCGCAGUACUCAGUCUGGGACGCCAGUAAGGGUAAAGUUGUUUGGACUACGUAUCCUCCAUGGGCGAAAUUCCUGGCCAUAAUGAUCACUCUCGUGUCAAUAAUAUUUAUCCCUGGAGUGGCAUUGUUACGCUACUUCCGAGUUAUCGGAAUGGGAACACCCGAGCUUCCCACGGUGAUACUGGACGCUGAUGUUGACACUGACCUGAAUUCUUCGGAAUUGCAACCACUUCACAACGGCAAGCCAACGAAGAACAAGAAAAGGAGAAAGCUCAGUCGUGCCAGAAGAAAGUUCAUGCUUGAAGAGAAAGAAACAGAAAGAACGGAAGGGAACAAAAAUGGUCCUUUAAACAGAGUUAUCACUGCUAAUGGUCAGACAUAUCAGCUUGUGAACCAGCACAACGGCGCGGCUAUGUUUAUCUAGCAUUAUGUUCAGAAUACUUAUAGCAUGCACUUUAACUUAACACGAGACGAUUUUCGGCCUCUGGGCUACUUUAGAAACGCCAGUUAACGUAUUUAUACUUUUAUUUCUACGUUAAAGGGUUUCUAAUGGUCAAUGUCGGGCAUAGCCAGUGAAUGAAUAACCCUGACAGAGACGUAUUCCUCGAGAACACGGGUAUGUCCUUCCCUUGCUGUGGGGAAAGGUGGAAUUCCAGAGUAUCACUCUUUCUGUCUCGUAGUUCAAUACUGGAACAUUUAUAUUGUAACAGCCGGAAUUUUCGAAAUGAAAUAUACCGUAAAUUUCAGUGAAAUAGUUUUUAUAGAAAUUUGCUGAAAUUAAUUCAGAAUGCUGAUCACUUUUGCAGUAGUAACUCUGUAUAGUAUGUCCGCAGACACAAUUCACCCUGGAAAAAAAUCUAAGGAAAAUCACCCAAAGUAGUGAACUGGAGCACCAGAUUUUUCUUUGAUUAGUGGAGCAUACAAGCAACGCCAUGUUGACUGGUUAGGUUUUGUAACAGUCGUUUACAAAUUAUUACUUGAAAUCCUGGCUUCGGCUAAGAGUAGAAACCAUAAUAAUAGUUUCGCAUAUUUAAUCAUUUUUAUUCAAUAUGGCUCACUGUAUGGGUUAUUUACACCAAUUUUGAACUUAGUAAUAUGGUGUUUUGUAUUUAUUUGUCUCAUUUCCUAAUGUUCAGUUUUCUAACUACUAGCUUUGAAGGAAGUGGGGUUUUAGAUCGACUUAGGGGCUUUCAGUUGACAAUCAAGAAGCUGGAAUCAAAGCUGGAGUCAGAAACUGGAACUCCAAUCAGUCAUGAAUAUCAUAAUUACAGUAAUUGACAAUCGUAAAUUUCACUCGUUGAGCAAUAAACGCAGGCGUUUUUAACAAACGAGUAAAUAAACAAUAGCUUUUAAAUUU
Messenger RNA from Pocillopora verrucosa, 3399 nucleotides. Its product is annotated as sodium- and chloride-dependent transporter XTRP3-like. The record is from RefSeq and is a predicted model, not a curated record. NCBI's taxonomy places the organism in Eukaryota, Metazoa, Cnidaria, Anthozoa, Scleractinia, Pocilloporidae. Gene Ontology annotation, cellular component: plasma membrane. Gene Ontology annotation, biological process: sodium ion transmembrane transport.